Molecule: messenger RNA, 2616 nt
Organism: Mesocricetus auratus (golden hamster)
Lineage: Eukaryota; Metazoa; Chordata; Mammalia; Rodentia; Cricetidae
Gene: Ccdc116
Product: coiled-coil domain containing 116
Exons: 5
Coding region: 311-2434 (707 amino acids)
Cellular component (GO): centrosome
Source: RefSeq, a predicted model, not a curated record
AAAGAUACCCAAGCACUGCUUAGCUGGCUUGACAGAAAAAUCCAGCCAGGUUGGGGAGGAGCCAGUGUGGGCCCCACCCCAACCAUUGUGGGACGAUAAUGAACGAGAGCCCAGAUUCUGGCCAAUCAGAACGAAGUAUGUAAAUGAGCAUCCUGGGAGGCUGCGGGGGCGGGAUUCCAGGGCACUGUGCGGUAGUUCUUAAUAGGGUACUGACCCAGCGAACCCUAAGAAGCACAGAGGAGACUCUGAGGAGUCUGCAUCUGUGCUGUAGAACCCGAGAAAGGAAGCAAAAGACAAAUUUACCCACAUCAUGGCAAGGUACCAGCACCACCACCACCAGCACCACCACCACCACCACCACCACCACCACUCAGGAUAUCUGGCUGAUGACGAGGGUGGUCACAGCGCCUACAUGGCUCCGAUGCAGCUGCCCAAGAAGCACCUGUUGUCUGAAAGGGGGCCAACCUACAAGUCUGGACAUGUGCCACACCUACCAUCAAUGAACCGAUACUCAGAGCACCAGAGCCAGCAGCAAAACCCUAAGCGCCCUCAGGCAUUUGGCAGCUUUCUGGAUUUCCUGACAGAGGGUCAGGUACUGGACAGCUUGCAGACAGUGGUGGAGAAGGCAACAGAGCAUUUAGCUGCCUCGAAGACCGAGAGGGGAAUGCCACUGGUAGAUGUACAAGACCCGCUGGAGGAGCCAAGUGGCAGGCAGCGGGCUCGAGCCAGACGCAACGUCAGCCGUGUGCAUCGGCACCGACCUCGGCCCACACUGUGUGCUGGGCCCCCUAACAAUUACCCAUCUUGCUCCAGCUCCAUGUCUGACUCCCACAGCCAGGACAGCGCCCCUGGUGGCCGAGGCAUAGGCUCACUGCCACCUAUGAGGGACAAACUUCUGCUUGAGAAAAACCUCAAGAGGCUACUGCGACUGGAGAACAAAGGGAAAGGCCUGAAUCAGUCCUGCUCCCGGAGGGAUUCUCUGCUGUGGGACUCACUGGGCAGCCAGACCAGCAGUCAGUGGACCCGGGAGCAGCCCCUGUCUUGGUUCUCUGGGCUUUUGGGCUCCAGCUCAGUCACCCCUGAAGCAUCGGAGUUGGGACUUGGAGAACAGGAGAUGAUUUUCCUCAAAGAAGAGUUGAACAAGGAGAUAAAGUCACUGCUGAACCAGCCGGCAUCGUUCAACCUGCCCGCGUAUUGUUCGCUCAGGGAUCCCCAUCGUACCCUGGACUUCCUGGCUGAGCGUCACCUCUUUCCUGCCCUGCAGCGUGUAGUCUGCCAGGCUGUAGACAAGCUCAGCCAUGCCUGCCGCCAUGAUGGCUUUCCCCUCUUCCCUGUUGCCUCAGAGCCCACCCCAGUGCUGCCUGGGGACUCUGAUCUUCUGCAGAAGGCAUCAAUACCCACAAGCAGGGAUGGGGAGGAGCCUUAUGAUUCUCCCACCAAAGCCUCCAGCCCUAAGACAUCUCCCAGGAAAAGCAAGGACAGACGGGAUUCCCCCUCCAUGUCUAAUGCCCAGAUGGCUACCAGAUUCAGGCUCAAGAGUCCCAGCACCAAGUUUCCGAAGAAGAAGCCUCUGCCAUCCAUCUCAACUGUGUCUAGCUUGUCCCACAUCUCUAACCCCUGGCUUGAGGAACUCACUAACUUUUUGAUUGAGCAGGCAGUCUCUUUGCUUAUUUGCAAGUACAAGUUUGAGGAAAGCCUCAAUAAGCAACUUGGCUUCAUCUCCUUUCCUAUCACUGAGGUUCUCAUGGACAUCUUUCUGGGCUUCAAGAAGGUGAAGGGCACCCACAUCCGUCUGUCCUCAGACGUCAACUGGACCUGCCUUCUGCGAAAGUUGGAAGAAGCUGAGUUGGCACGGCAGGCCAUACGCCAUGCCUCCAGGCCAGGAGUCUCCCAACCUAGUGCCUCCCGUGUUGGCACCUCUCUGCAUAGCAGAGAAUCCCACUCUGUGCAACCAGAGCGUACUGGUAACACCAAUCAGGACCAGAGUACAGAGUCCCGCUUCUCCCUCCGACCUGAGUUGCCAAUCCGCCAGUUGCUCAGCCCUCGGGGUCCUGGUAUGGGCCAGGAACAGAUGCCCAGGAGAUCUUCAGAGCACAAGCUGUCUGCACUCUCCGAUGCUGGUAUGGGCUCCAUAUCCUUCAAGUCCAAGGAAAUAGUAAAUAUCGAAGAGGGUGAGGGCAGUGAGGAGGAGGAGGAGGACGAGGAGGACGAGGAGGAGGAGGAUGAGUAUGAGUACGAGUACGAGGAGGAGGAAGAGGAGGAGGAUGAGGAGGAGGGCCAGAAGGAGGAGGAAGAGGAGGAGGACAGAGGAAGUGGGAAAGAUGAAAUCAAGGAUCUCUCUGAGGAUGAGCUCGCCCCCAGUAGCCUGCCUGAGCCUGAAUUGGAGGACUUAAUCAAUGAGUUCACUUUAAUGAGCCCCCAUCGCUCCCCAUGAGACCCCUGUAAGCCACACAGAGUAUUCUAGUCCUUGCCUCCUCCUGCCCUAUCCCAGUAGCUGGCCCCCAAGGCAGGCCCUGUCCUGAGUAAGGUUCAGACAACCGAGUGCUCGACAAGAAUUCUGCUAAUGUUAUCAAAGGAGCCAGAGACAAAUAGGAAUAAAUUACAUGUUGAUGGACA